Molecule: messenger RNA, 2805 nt
Organism: Penicillium soppii
Lineage: Eukaryota; Fungi; Ascomycota; Eurotiomycetes; Eurotiales; Aspergillaceae
Exons: 1
Coding region: 1-2805 (934 amino acids)
Molecular function (GO): protein binding
Source: RefSeq, a predicted model, not a curated record
AUGGAGAAGCGAAAACAUUAUCCACUUCUACUGAGUGCGCUUGUUGCGUUGUUCAGCCCCUCCACUGCAAUCCCCUACAAUCCAACCUCCAUAUUCCUAUCCCCGCGACACAACGACUCCCUAGCCUACAUCCUCCGGCCCAACUCCGCCGGUACCGAGUUCCUCUCUCUGAACCUGUCCAGCAAUAUCAAUGCCGACAAUCUAUCAUACACCACCCUGUUAAGCAAUACACCCUUUCACAGCGCGGACGGGAACUCAACCUUCACCCCCGCCAUCGACGAGCAAGGCCUGAUCACUGUCUACGCGGGAGACUGCCACAACGCAACUGAUCACCCGAUAGUAUGGCAGUUCCACCCAGAUAUCAACAGUUCAAUCGGCAACGGGACUUGGAAUAAGUUAUCCGUCAAUGUCAACAAGAAUGAAAAGACCACGCCGAAUCAUCUCGCUGCGGGGUUUACCUACUCAGCUAGCCAUGCGAACGAAAGCUCCAUGUACACCUUCGGAGGCAUGUGUCCGUUCGCCAACAGCACAGACGAAACAUGGAUCGAGGCAGCGAACUAUUCCCAGACAACGGUUGUUCUAGGCCAAAGUCCGUAUUACAGUAAUAAAUAUACCGCCGACACGACUGGAAACCGGGCACCGCCUGUUGCUGAAGCUGGGAUGGCCGUUGUCCCUCUUCAAGCUACCUUUUCUGCUGACUCGGUAGCGAAACAGCAGGACUUUUUGUUCAUUGGUGGUCAUACCCAACUGGCAUUUUUAAAUAUGUCCCAACUUGCUAUUUUUUCACUGCCGCAGCAGAGUUGGAGUUUUGUUUCUGCGAGUGGGGAACCCUCGACGAGGAACGAGUUGGCUAUUCGGGAUGAGGCUGAUGUUGAGCCUCGCUCGGGCCAUACUGCUAUUCUCUCGGAGGAUGGGAAUAAGGUCUUUGUACUUGGAGGCUGGGUGGGUGAUACGUCUGUCCCCGCUGACCCGCAAUUUGCAGUCUUGGAGCUUGCACAAGGGUUUGGUGGAGCCACUGACUGGGUCUGGACGACACCCUCUUCGGAUGGACUGGGAAUUGCUGAAGGUUCUGGGAUUUACGGGCAUGGGGCGGCGAUGCUCCCUGGAGAUGUGAUGAUGAUUUCUGGAGGAUACACCAUCGCGAAGCAAUCGUCAAAACGGGCGGUGAAUGCGAAUGCCAACUCACAGGUCUACCUUUAUAAUGUGACUUCAAACAGCUGGGUCAAUUCCUACCGCAACCCUGCGGCCACGUCGGAAUCCGCCUCAAGCAAGAGCUCAAAUAAGCUUUCGUCGUCACAAAAGACUGGUCUAGGAGUCGGUUUGGGUAUUGGUUGUCCUGCUGCCAUGGCUCUUAUAUUGCUUGCAUGGAACUACUGGCGAAAGCGCGGAGUGAAGGGCCAGCGAGACUCUCAGCUGCGCGAGCUGGCUCUCGGCGCGGAACGAGCUCACUUCUGGGGCCGAAAUGAUCCGAAUCAAGCGAGUAGCAUUCGCAGCUCUGGAUUGAGCGAGAAAAGAGAUCCUCCCGUGUAUCCCUGGUCGGCAAAUCACAGCCAGACAGCUCAUCCUGACUGGAAUCACCAGGGCGACACCGCGGCGGAAAGAACUGGACUGCUUAUGGACGCUCCAAGUCCACCAAAGAACAACCCCCCUCCUGCCAACACCAGACCAUACUCAAACCGCUACAGUGAAUAUCGACGGAGUGAUGCCACCGGCGAGAUUCACCCAAUUGAUGAGCGCGAAGAAGAUGAGGCCAUGUUCAGAGAACGUGUAAUGGCAACUAUUCCAGCCGCAUCACAAAUCCAAACCGCGGCGAAGAUGACCGAGAAUGAGGACCAAAAUCCCUUCGCUGAUACUCCCUACGGAACUCCUCGGAGUACCAUUUUCGGUGUUGGCCUGGGACCCUUUUACAGCCGGAGGAAGGACAUCGGCUCAGCAGAUGCCGAGUCUCCAACCAAGAGCGAACGGACAACCACAGACCUAUCAGAAAGCUCACAAUUCUCUUUCGCCUCCGCUCAACCAAUAGGCCGAGUUCACCAAGCCAAAGCCAUAAUCAUCGAUCGAGAUCGACCCUACAGCUGGGGUAGCAGCCUGGAGCACUUCGCCGCAGCCUCAACACACAGCGACCCAGACGGCGUCGCCCCAUCCGAGAAAUCCUCCGCAGACUCCUACUCGACAGCACAAACCACCAUGUCCCACCGCCUAGCAGAGAACGAUUCUCUCCUCUUCGACCUCGACCCUGCCCAACCAGCAGAACCCCCUUCCCCCUCCAAGCUCCCCAGAGAAAAGUCAAGGCCCACCUCAGGCGGCUGGGUGAUGAACACCAUGCGCAGAGCCCUAACCAUGACUCGCCGCCCAGACCAGCGAGACUCCUUCGCACCAACCACCAGCACUGGUCUAGCCUCCGGCAUCGACCGCGGCAGCACAGUACUGGGCUCGGGCCAAGGAUCCCCAUCAUCCAGCACGCCCCGGCGCACGGUCAGCGCCUCGGCAGAGCUCUUCCGCCGCAAGCAAGGUGCCAAAGACUGGAAUGCGAAGCGCGUCUCAGACGACGUCUUCAACACGGCCCGUUCGUCCCGCGAUGACCUUUUCCGAGACGCCCCGGGAUACCUGGGCAACGACGCCUUCGAGGAAGCUGACGAUAUCCACGAUUGGGAUCUCGAGGGCACCGCCGAUGGUCGUCGUGUGCAGAUGACUUUCACUGUUCCCCGUGAGAAAUUGAGGGUUGUUAAUGCCUCAGCUGGGGACUUGGAUAGUGUCUCUGAGAUAUCAAUCAGUCGGCCUGGUAGUCGACGGGUUAGUACUUGA